AUGGAUCUUAAGUUUUUAAUGGUUGUUGUCGUAGGGGUAUUGAUUCUCACAACUGAUAUUGUCUGUGGUAGAAAGAUUGUUGGGGAGGAGAAUCUAACUCUCGAAUACGACCAGGGCUUUAGCAAGAUUGGUUGUGACUCAAAAACAAGUGUAUCGUGUGGUGUUCGCGAUUCAAUACAUAGAGAAGGAGGUCAUGUUUGGGACUAUAUUCAACAAGGUAUCCAAGUUAAGUUGAGAGGAGAGGUCGAAGAUAGUGGUAGAGUAACCACUAAAGGUAGGACAAUACAGAUGGGUGAUGAUAGUGGGUCGACCAAUACAUGGUUAGAUAGCAGAGGGCCUAUCAACGGAACUUACGUCAACAAAACAUCAAAUAAUUCAAUCUACAAUGGCAAAAAGAAUCAAAUUGUAUCUGGAAGUUAUCCCAAUACGCAGUCAUCCAAUGGAAUGAUUGAUAAUGAAGGCGGAGGCGGAGGCGGUGGAGGCGGUGGUGGUAGUGGUGGAGGAGGCGGAGGCGGCGGCGGUGGAAAAUGA
Lactuca sativa (garden lettuce) is the source of this 531-nucleotide messenger RNA. Lineage: Eukaryota; Viridiplantae; Streptophyta; Magnoliopsida; Asterales; Asteraceae. The record is from RefSeq and is a predicted model, not a curated record.